Messenger RNA from Clupea harengus (Atlantic herring), 4590 nucleotides. Its product is annotated as alpha-actinin-4. Gene Ontology annotation, molecular function: calcium ion binding; protein binding. The record is from RefSeq and is a predicted model, not a curated record. Lineage: Eukaryota; Metazoa; Chordata; Actinopteri; Clupeiformes; Clupeidae.
UUACGUAGGGCCUACCUUCGCGAUUCUGUGGGAGCGGCGCGACUCGGGCGUUUACACCAUUUUUACUCGGGUGGAGAGACAUUCUAAGCGGGUAGGCAAUAGUGUCAGACUAGGCUACGCGCCGGAUAUUCCUGAUUGAACGAUACAGGCUAAGCACACAUAGUUUCAUCGACUAGGUUGAAUCCGUUUGCUUUUUCAGUUGAGGUUAAAGAUUCAGACUCCGGUCGAGCUGACAUGGUAGAUUAUCACGCCACAAAUAAUCAAACACAAGAAUAUUCUUCAGGCGGCAUAUAUAUGGAGCAGGAAAAUGACUGGGAUCGAGACCUGCUUCUCGAUCCGGCCUGGGAGAAACAGCAGAGAAAGACGUUCACAGCCUGGUGUAACUCUCAUCUCCGCAAAGCUGGCACACAGAUCGAUAACAUCGAGGAGGACUUCAGGGAUGGCCUUAAACUCAUGCUGCUACUGGAGGUCAUUUCAGGGGAGAGGUUACCCAAACCAGAGAGAGGAAAGAUGAGAGUUCACAAGAUCAACAAUGUCAACAAAGCACUGGACUUCAUCGCCAGUAAAGGGGUCAAGCUGGUGUCCAUCGGCGCAGAAGAAAUUGUGGACGGCAAUGCGAAGAUGACCCUGGGAAUGAUCUGGACCAUCAUCCUCCGCUUCGCCAUCCAGGACAUCUCCGUGGAAGAGACCUCUGCCAAAGAGGGCUUGCUGCUAUGGUGCCAGAGGAAGACGGCCCCCUACAAGAACGUCAAUGUUAACAAUUUCCAUAUCAGCUGGAAAGAUGGGCUGGCCUUCAACGCGCUCAUCCACAGACACAGGCCUGAGUUGAUUGACUACGAUAAGCUUAGAAAGGAUGAUCCUGUGCACAACCUGAACAAUGCUUUUGAAGUGGCUGAGAAAUACCUUGACAUCCCCAAGAUGUUGGACGCAGAAGACAUCGUGGGCACGCUGCGGCCUGACGAGAAGGCCAUCAUGACCUAUGUCUCCUGCUUCUAUCACGCCUUCUCUGGCGCCCAGAAGGCUGAAACGGCAGCAAAUAGGAUCUGCAAGGUCCUGGCUGUCAAUCAGGAGAAUGAACAUCUGAUGGAGGACUAUGAGAAACUGGCCAGUGAUCUGCUGGAGUGGAUCCGCAGGACCAUCCCCUGGCUGGAGAACCGCGCCCCAGAGAAGACCAUGACUGAGAUGCAGCAGAAGCUGGAGGACUUCCGGGACUACCGCCGCACGCACAAGCCCCCCAAGGUGCAGGAGAAGUGCCAGCUGGAGAUCAACUUCAACACGCUGCAGACCAAGCUGCGCCUGAGCAACCGGCCCGCCUUCAUGCCCUCUGAGGGCCGCAUGGUGUCGGAUAUCAAUGGAUCCUGGCACAAGCUGGAGGGAGCCGAGAAGGGCUACGAGGAGUGGCUCCUCAAUGAGAUCCGCCGCUUGGAGAGGCUAGACCACUUGGCUGAGAAGUUCCGUCAGAAAGCCACCAUCCACGAGUCCUGGACCGAUGGUAAGGAGGCGAUGUUGACCCAGAAGGACUUUGAGACGGCCACCCUGUCCGAGGUGAAGGCUCUGCUAAAGAAACACGAGGCCUUUGAGAGUGACCUGGCUGCACACCAGGACCGCGUGGAGCAGAUUGCCGCCAUCGCCCAGGAGCUCAAUGAGCUGGACUACUACGACUCCCCGAGUGUGAAUGCACGCUGCCAGAAGAUCUGCGAGCAGUGGGAUAUCCUGGGAUCUCUCACACAGAAUCGCAGAGAGGCUCUGGAACGGACAGAGAAGCAGUUGGAGUCCAUUGAUGAACUGUACCUUGAGUACGCUAAACGGGCGGCACCUUUCAACAACUGGAUGGAGGGAGCCAUGGAGGACCUGCAGGACAUGUUCAUCGUGCACAACAUCGAGGAGAUCCAGGGUUUGAUUACAGCUCAUGAGCAGUUUAAAUCCACUCUCCCUGAGGCCAACAAGGAGCGGGAGGCCAUCCAGGCCAUUCAGGCUGAGGUGCAAAAGAUAGCUCAGUACAACGGCAUCAAGCUGGCCGGAGCCAAUCCCUACACUUCCAUCACUCCCGAGAGCAUUGACAACAAAUGGGACAAGGUGGAGCAGCUGGUGCCUCAGCGUGACCAGGCUCUCCAGGAGGAGCUUGCCCGCCAGCAGUCUAAUGAUCACCUGCGGCGCCAGUUUGCCACCCAGGCAAAUGUUGUUGGACCAUGGAUCCAGAACAAGAUGGAGGAGAUUGGACGGAUAUCCAUUGAGAUGAAUGGAACCCUGGAGGAUCAGCUGACCAACCUGAGGGAGUAUGAGCAGCGUAUCAUCGAGUACAAGCCCAACAUCGACCAGCUGGAGGGAGACCACCAGCUCAUCCAGGAGGCCCUCAUCUUUGACAACAAAUACACCUCCUACACCAUGGAGCACCUGCGGGUGGGCUGGGAGCAACUGCUGACUACGAUUGCACGCACCAUCAACGAGAUUGAGAACCAGAUCCUCACCCGUGAUGCCAAGGGUAUCAGCCAGGAACAGCUGCAUGAGUACCGCACCUCCUUCAACCACUUUGAUAAGGACCACAGUGGUGCUCUGAUGGCAGAGGAGUUCAAGGCCUGCCUGAUCAGCCUGGGCUACGACGUGGAGAACGACAAACAGGGUGAGGCUGAGUUUACCCGCAUCAUGGGCAUCGUGGACCCCAACAACAGCGGAGCAGUCACUUUCCAGGCCUUUAUUGAUUUCAUGUCCAGAGAGACCACUGACACAGACACGGCCGACCAGGUUAUCGCCUCCUUCAAGAUUCUGGCUGGCGACAAGAACUUCAUCACGGCUGAGGAGCUGAGGAGAGAGCUGCCCCCUGACCAGGCAGAGUACUGCAUUGCCCGCAUGGCUCCCUACGCGGGCCCAGACGCCACCCCAGGAGCCCUGGACUACAUGUCCUUCUCCACCGCACUCUACGGAGAGAGUGACCUCUAAAAGCACACGCGGGCGCCACAAUCAGACACCAGCUGGGGAUGGGGUGGGGUGGGAGACGGGGAAGGGAGACGGGGAUGCUUUCCAAGGCUUGUCAUGCUCAGAGCAGUUUGGGUUCUGGGUUCAGCAGUAGCUGCAUAUUUUAAUAUUUUUUUGUUGUCGUUUGUUUGUGUGUUUGGAGGGAAGGGAGGGAAGUGGCGUUAGGGGAGGGGCCUAAGCAAAUUUGGCAGAUAUAGAUCUGGAGAUGUGCAAGGUUUAGACAAAAACAAACAGAAUGAUUUAUGGAUGGAGAAUUAUGGAGUGCAUUAAAUGUCCGCUGCCCCUCUCGCAACCAAAUUUGCUGGAGAAGUGGAACUCGGACAUUUAACCUCAACCUUUUCAUUUUUUUUUUCUCCUGAUUUAUUUUUAUUUUUAAAAAAAGCUUACCUCCAGCAAAUGUGAGUUAACGGGUUAAGUGCUGUACAUACUUAUUUUUUUUCCAGUAUGCAAACUACAUUCAGAUAACACACGGCAAGCUUGUAGGGCUUCUGGAUGAUCAUAAAGAUAAAAACAUUAUGAAAUAGUGAAAUAAAUACAGCAGUUUCAUUUUUGCAGAGUACUGUAGAUAGGUUUGCAUUAAGGCUAAGUUUAAAUUCUGAUCUCCUGUAGAACCUUUUUCUUAUGACUGUUGAAUGGUACACAUGCGUGGGAAUGCCUAAGACCUCUGAAAUGCCUCGGAGCGUCAAUCCAUACUAAACACCUUCUGCUGGCUUUUGACUUCAGUUGACUAAAGUUUUACAGAAUCCCUCCCCUAACCCUUUCCCUCCUCCUUUGUCAUAAGUUAACAUCUGGUUCAUCCAUGACACCUAACCAUCCGUGAUGGAGUAGUGAAUGUCCAUGUAUGUCGGCAUCAACAAGCUAAGGAAAUGAUUCUGGCACUGAAAGAUGGAUUAGACUAAGUAACCCCUCCUGCCUUAAACGCAAUGGUGAGAGACAGUCACCACACCACCACUUGAGAAGGUGGGGAGAGUGAAAGAAAAGCAAAGCUUCAAAAGUAAUGUGCCUGGUAGUGGCUGAGGCCCUGGUCUGUCUGUCUAUCUCUUUCUGCCUCCCUCCCUCCAUCAGACUCGUUAUCCCCCACACAAAAGGCCACAGGCAGAGGGAGGGAAGGAGAGACAAGAAGGGGCCAAGUUUUAACAUUCCAUAUUGUCUUAAAGAAAGGAUAUUACUGUACUCCGAUCUAUGCAAUCAUAUAUAUAUACAAUGUAAACCAUGUUCUGAGGGGGAAAUUGAAAGAAUUGAGCGGUCAUCUGAUUGGUCUAAUAUGUUCAAAAUGAUUUCCUGUAAUAUCUGAGGGAAGGGGUUGGAGAGGUUUGGAAGCAGAAAGGGAGAGAAAGAGGAGUAAAGGAGAGGUGGUGGCGAUGUUUGGAGGGAGAAAGGGAGAGAAAGAGGAGGAGAGGAAGACAUGGACUAAAAGCCUGUUCUAUUUUCUGCCAGGUUGGAAAGCAUUGAACUUAAAAAAAAUUGUGAUUUUCUUCAUUUUUGUACUCUUUAAUAUCAAACCUGAUCUGCUGUACUGGUUUGUUUGCUAAGAAACAAAUGAAACCUGCUUUCUGUCAAGUGAAUUUCACAUGCACACAUAAAGUUUCCUUAUAAAAUAUUACCACUUGAAUUUUG